AUGAAACAAGAUCGAAUGAGGAUUUUGAAACAAAAGUGUUUCCAUAUUCCUCGUUUAUUGAAGGAGUUAACAUCUUCAUUCCUCUUUCCAAGCGAAAUCCUUGCAAUAUUUAAAAUAAAAUUUGGUGGCUAUGUUAAAAAAGUGCCGAAAAAUUCACUUAAUCAACUUGCACAUACACUUAACGAUCUAGAUUUUUGUUAUGCAACAUUAAAUAAAGUCAGUCGUUCGUUUGCACUUGUUAUUCAACAGCUUCCUCAACCAUUAAAAGAUUCAGUGUGUAUAUUUUAUCUUGUUCUUCGUGGUCUUGACAGUGUUGAAGAUGACAUGAUAUAUCCUCAAGAUAAAAAAAUUUUCUUAUUACGCAAUUUUUACAAUAAUUUGUUAAUUGAUAAUUGGUCUAUAACGGGCGUUGGUGAUACAGAAGACUAUCGGAUAUUAUUGGAGAAUUUUGGUAAAAUCAUUAACGUAUUUAAAUCACUGGAUACAAAAGAUCAGUCUAUUAUAUUGGAUAUCACACGUCAAAUGGGAAGUGGAAUGGCUGAAUACAUUGGUAAGACUGGCUCAAUUGAAACAGUAACCAGUUACAAUUUGUACUGUCAUUAUGUUGCUGGUCUUGUUGGUCACGGAUUAUCAGUUCUUUUUGCUCACAGUGGAUUAGAAGACACUGAUCUACAUGUUCAUGAGCAUCUCAGUAACAGUAUGGGGCUUUUUUUACAGAAAACAAAUAUUAUUCGCGAUUAUCUUGAAGAUCUUCAAGCUGGUAGAACUUGGUGGCCAAAAGAAAUCUGGCAAAAUUAUGCAACUGAUCUUGAUGAAUUUAUCAAAACUCCUAAUAGAGAACAAAGUCUUGAAUGUUUAAAUCAUAUGGUGAUGGAUUCAUUUAAUCAUGUACCUGAUGUGAUCAACUAUCUUGGUCGUCUUAAACAUCGUAAAAUAUUGGAAUUUUGUGCAAUUCCACAAGUGAUGGCAAUGGCUACUCUUGUUGAGUUAUAUAACAAUCCUUUAGUAUUUACAUCGGUUGUAAAAAUACGCAAAGGCCUCACUUGUAAAUUAAUGUUAAACUGUUCGACUUUGAAUGAAAUACAUGCUUGGUUUUAUUUCUUUACCACGAAUAUUGAACAUAAAAUACCCAAACACACUAAUGUCAACACUAAUCAUAUGCAUGAACUCGUUGAUCGAAUAAAAAAAUUGUGUAAUCUAAAUUUAAAAUCCUAG
This is a messenger RNA of Rotaria sordida, 1215 nucleotides long. NCBI's taxonomy places the organism in Eukaryota, Metazoa, Rotifera, Eurotatoria, Philodinida, Philodinidae. The record is from the annotation of a GenBank genome assembly.